UCGAUAUUGUUGCGAUGUUUACAAAAUUUCGAAAUGUCAGAUGAGAUUUUAAUAUUUAAUGAUCAUCGGCCUAGUUGCAUUUAUCUUUAAAGAAUUAAUGAUUUGUUAGUGAAUAAAUUAGACAAUCGGAAUACAUUUCAGUCACUGGAAAUUUAAUCAGCGGAUGAGACAAAACGAAGCCAGGCGAUCAGAAGAAGAAAGCAAUAAACAUGGCCGAGCAAUAAUGCAGAAUAAGCUGUCGGGAAUAUCGCUAGCAUUCAGGUGGAGUCCAAUCAAACCGUUGCCAGGGAAGCCGUUGCCAAGGUCACGAAGUCGCCACUCUUCAUGUCGUCACGGUGAUUGUAUUUAUGUGAUUGGAGGAAAAGACGGGCGUGUUUCUCUGAAGGAUGUCUGGAAGUUUUAUAUAGGAUCUGGAGAAUGGGAGAAAUUAUCGCUGAAGGGGGACUGUCCCUCUUACCUGGAGGGACAUACCCUGGUGUCGCAUAAGAAAAACCUGGUGUUGUUUGGAGGUUCCUUUGGAGAUGAUGUCACAGACUCUGCCCUAUGGAUUAUUAAUCCAGAUGUCCAGCAUGUACGGCAAGUUUCCUGUGAGCCCGGAUUUCCUCAGCCCAGCACACGGCGACACCAUUCCGCUGUCUUACACGAUGACGUCAUGUAUGUGUACGGCGGACAUAUCGACCUGAAAGGAAGCAGCUCGGAGAUGUGGGCCUUUCAUGUUGCUGAGGAGGAAUGGGAGCUGAUUAAGCCGCGACAGGGUCGAGCUGACAUGCCUGAGGGGCGACACGGUCACUCAGCGGUGCUCUACGGCCGGGACAUGUGGGUGUACGGGGGCAUGUCUGACCUGACCCCCAAGUCUGACCUCUGGUACUACAACUUCCAUGUUGGGAAGUGGACACGUAUGAAGUGCAGAUUUGGUCCUCCGGCCUUAGUCGGGCAUGCAGCAGCUGUGAUCAAGGACAACAUGGUACUGCAGGGUGGGGAACAAAAUGGCGAUCUUAGAAACGAUUUCUGGAUUUUUUCAUUUGGUUCUUUGAAAUGGACUCAUGUUGAAAUCCCAAACCAAGUUCCGUCACCAAGAAUGUGGCAUUCAUUGGAAGCUGUUACUACAGUAUCCAAAAAGUCUGAAGGUUCCACAAGGACCAGCUCCAUGCCUUACCUACAAAACAAGCAGGGUCGGAAACAUGCGCUCCGUCCUCGUUCUAGCCCCGCCUACUCCUCUGCCCGCGUGGCUCCAAAACAAUCCAAAGAUGGAACCAGCACUAAAGAUGAAAAUGUGUCUGUGUCGUCUCAACGCAUGCAUGCUCAGAGGGUUAGUCCUGAUAAAGAAAACGUUUCAAUGACCUCUCUCAGACCACAGACUCUAGAGGUGAAAUCAGUGAAGGCUCUGUCAGAUUCUAUACCGGUGGUCAUGAGAACUCCCACCCCGAAAAAGAAAGAGGAGAAAUCGCCGUUGUUGCUGGAGAGACAUAUCUCGCAGUGUAGUGUUGGUAGUGAGGGUAGUUUAAAAGGGACCGAUAAUCUGGGACUGGAUAUCUCGUCCAGCAGUGACGCUUUGCCUUCGUUGGAAGUCAUGUCGCGUCAGGCGUCCGACAACUGUGAUUGCUUGCCAUCCAUGGAGUUUACGUCGUGUCAGGCUUUUACGGAGUCCUACGGGUAUCAGCAGAAGCCUCCUGAACCAGUCAAGGCAAUAAAAAUGCAGACGUUUAGUUCUAAUUUUAUCAAUGUUUUGCCUUAUCCCCUGGUCGCGCAAGACUUGGUGGUGGAGGAUUUAGAAUUGUACGAGAAUUACUUCUCAGACUUGAGGGAAUCGGCGUUGGUGCAACCGAAAAGUCAGAGAUCUCAUUUCACUGGCCAAAACAAGAAGUACAAAGUGAUCAAAAGUGAAAGGAAAAAUUUACGUAAAAACUCGCGUGAUAGUGAAACAUGGUUGGAUCGCACGAAAUCUUCAUCAGUUGGGGAGUUAGUGACGUUAAACCAAGAAUUGACAUAUACACAAACUAAAAAGAUGAGCAAUAGUCUCCAUAAUUUGAAAAAAGACAUGCCACAGUUAUGCUGGCAAAGUUUUGAAUCUGACUCUAUGGAAGACGUAAGCUUUGAGGAACCAGUCAAGAAUUCAGAAGAGCAAAUUAACAACUCGGGGGAGCCAUCGGCAGAGGAGGUUAAAAUGAGAACAACAAGUUUUUGUCAGCCAGAGAACAACAAGACGUCCAGCAGUUCUGGAGAAGGGAAAACCGCGUGUUACAUCCGAAACCAACAGCGGAAAAAACAGAAAUCAAACCAGGAGGAUAAUAAGGAGCUUGGUCAGCCCUACCUAUUGUUGUUUGGGGGUAAGGACAUGAACGGGGGGAGUGUCCGACUGGAAUCGCUGACCGCCUGGAGAUGUGAGGUUUUUGUCCGACACAGCGAUAUUUCUCACGGAGAAUUCCACAAAUCAAGUCUGAUCAUCUAAAAAAACCAAAAUCACCCAAGGAAUGAAAUCAUAAUCCAACCUUUUGGUAGUGAUAUCCAUCAAUCAACGUAUCCAGGGAAUGCACCAUUAUUUUAUUCCGUAGAAUUCUGGGAAUGAAGCGAAACCUACACAAUCAGGGCUUUAUCAUAAUCCUGUAGAUUUAUGUAUCUGCAUGAAAAAAAAAUCAUUAUUUUUGUAUCUUAUAUGUUUAAUACAUGGAAAUUCUGUCAUCAUUUACACCAAAAUCCAAAGGGACCAAAUGCAUCAUGGAGUAGAAAGUCUUUGUUGCAAGUUUUCUACUCGGAGAGUUCUCCCUCCUUACAAACCGAGCAGCUCAUACUUUGUAUGCAUAUCGCUACUUUAUAUUUUGUUAUUUUUUUCUUGAUGUUUUUUUCAACCUAGAUACAAAUGCGUGUACCAGAAGUUAACAUACGUAAACUUGUACAAUAUAUGGUAAUCGUCUAGUUUAUAUUUCUUUACUUUUAUUAAUACAUUUUAAGAAAAACAGAUAUGUAUUAAUACACUAGUACAUGUUUUUUAACAGACCCACCCAGACCAUGUAGUAUGUGUGUAUACAUGUAUUUAAAUACUUGUAUUUUCAUAAUACUCUCACUUCAAAUGUUUAUUCAUGCGGUAAGAGAUGCUUUUACUUAGUACAAUGGUUAAAAUUCAAGAAAAUGCUUCUAAUUUAAAACAUUAAAUAAGGUGGUAUAAUUUUUACUAGUUAUAUUUAGAAUUACAUGUACGUACUACUGUGGUUUCAUUAAUAUUCGUUGAAUACCAAUUUUCGUGGAUUUCGUUGACGUUAUGUUUAUCCAUGAAAAUAAAUGUUCAUUGAAGUGUAAUUUCUACUAACAUUUUGUAUUGAUAGGAUUCAUUUGCCACAAAUUUACGUAUCCUUGAAACUGUGUUUUUCACUUUAACCACGAAAAUUGAUACCCUUGAUUAUUAAUGAAACCACAGUAUAUCUUGGUACGUGUAUAAAAGAAUUUCGAAGAUUUUUUAAAACUUUUCUGUUAUAUAUGUAUUACAUGACUGUAUUUAUUUCAACAUUAAACAGCCAGUUGGGGACAGGUUGCACGUGUAUUUCCAGUUUACUCAUUGUACUUAGCUAGCAUUACCCAUACUAGUCAACAGCCUGUAAUAUCUUUCAAUGAUACAUGUACUUUAUUUGAUGUGUACAUUGUAGUACAUGUACUAUUUAUCCAUGUUAUUACACUAUCAUAUAAGCAGCUAUUUUGGCUGUUUCAGAGGAGUUACAAUAUAAAUUAUGUACAUGUACUACAUAUCAAAAGUUGCAUGAAUUAAGAUUUUUUUUUGAGAAAAAAAGAAGAUGUCAUCAAUUUUAUAUGUAUGUACAGAAUUUUAUCAAGCCUUGCAAAUUAGAAAUAUUUGCCAAACUUGAAUCAUUCUUUUAUUUGAAUUUUUUGAAAAAAGGACCAAGUUGUUUUAUUUCUGUGAAAGUUGAUUUAUCUCUCCUCAAUUUACAAGGGUUGAUGUACCUAUAUAAUAUAAUUAAUAUAAUAUAAUAUAAUGUUAAUAAUGUUAAUGUAAUGUUUAAAUCUCUUGGAUGCUCCUUUACAGUUUAUCAGAUUAUUCAGGGCAAAAAUUAACCAUGAUAGCUUUUAAUAUGCUUUUUUAUAGAAUGAGGUACAUUUAAAAAUGCACGAAUAUAUAUAUUUUAUUUUUAAAUAAUUAGUGAGCUUAGAUCAAAUUCUUUCUUUUCAAACUUCUGUGAUAUUAGAUAAAAAUAUACAUUAUUUUAUGAAACAAAAUCUUGUUUGAUCAUUAAUGAGAAUUAAUGAAUUAUUAUGUGUAAACGAGACUGUUCACUCCUUAUUGAUUGUAGUAUAAACAGUAAAAGUAUUUCACUGUGUCACUGAAGUAUAUCUUGUACUUUGUUUCAUACCAGAACAUUCCAAGCAUUUUACUAGCUCACAAUAACACUGAAUUAUAGUUGUUCAUUAUAUGUAUUUAAAAUGCAUAUAUAGCCUUUCAUUGUUGCAUACAAUUACACCAACAUUUGUAUUUCUUGUUAAUUUCGACUUUUUUCAGAAGGGGGGGGGGGGGGUUACUCUAUGUUCUUGAUUAUUAUUUUUUUAAAGUUUGUUGUAUAUAUCAUCAAAAGGACAUAAAAGAAAAGAUUUUUUUAACACAAAUUAAUUUAUUUUCUGUAAAAAGUACUUUAAGUUGAAUUUUUGAAAAAAAAAAAGAAUGAUUUUCAACAUUGAAACUGUACUCUACUCUGCAGCUGCUUUGUUUGAUUAAAAACCUUUCUGUCAUGUAGCACCAAUACAAUUUUUUAUCAUCAUUUUGUUUUGGUAGAAGUUUUAAAGAGAGCACUGCAUGCAUGCACUUAUCUAUUAAUUGACUUUCAGUAAGCUCCCUUGUCAUUUUAUGCUAGCAUUUAUAUUAAUUUUAUAAACAUGUAUUGUAUGAUUUAUUUAUCAGUGAAUCUUGAUGAUAGAUAAUAUUUACUUCAAGUGCUUUAAUCAUUUCUGUGUAUGUGAAUGUAAUCCUUUAAUACUUUGCUUAGAAGAUAAGUUGCCAAAAUUUGUGUCAAUUUAUGUCCCCGAAAAGAAAUAUACAUGCACAACUGACCAGUUGUAUUUUAGAAGGGAAAUCAUUACAGGGAAUGCAGCUCUCUGGAUUUUUGAAAUUUUGGUGCAACAAUUUCAUUUCUGAGUUAAUAAACUUACACUUGAAAUAUCUAUUAAUCAUAAUAUCUUGAAAUCCACAGGUUAUAUUCUUGUAUAAUUUUACAUCUUGAUUUUUUAUUCAAAUUGUUUUCCCUGUAUAUUUUACUCAAAGUCCAUAUACUUUUCUGGCAAAGUUGUUAAUAAUUCAAUGGUAUGAUAAUUCUGUGUGUUUAUACUGUCACCAAUUAGCACACUUUUCAGUGUAAUGUAGAUUGCGGUCAUUUAUAUAGAAUAUUAAUUAGGUCAUUGUUGCUACUUUAUUGAUAUCAUUAAUAAUUGAUAAAACUGUAUGUAGGAACAUUUUGUUCAGUUUGUUACUUGUGAGGUGCUAGAUAUCAACCCAAGUAUGUUGUCAUUUUCAUGUCAUGAUAUUAUUUUGCAGACCAUUUUUAUUUCAAAUAUUUAAUUGCUACAUUAUCUAGAAUUGCUAUGUGGAUAUACAAUGUAGCACUGUAUUUCAGCUUAUUUAUUAUUGAAUACCCUGGAAAUGUUCAAUAUCUAGAGAAAUCAGUUAGGCUUUUAAUAAUUACAGCUGAAUUGUCUUGCAACAAAAAAUCCUUCUACUUGAUUCUCAACUCAGUUUUCCAUGUAAUAUGGGAAAGAUGAAGGUAAAACAUCUUUUUCCCAAAAAUAAUUUAGCAAAAUUUAAAGUGGAUUGGGUGGGAUUUUUUAAAUCUAAAAAGGUACUCUACUUAUAACAUUUAUUUUGGAUUUUGUUUCUUUCUAAGACUUUUUGAUUUGAAAACUUUAGCUAUGAUUUUGUGAUGUAUUACAUGUACCUGACAAAAUCUACGCAAUUUUAAUUAUAUUAUUCAUAUUUCUUCAUGAAGGCUUUCAUACUAAAUCUUUUGGCAUCCAUUUAUUAGAUGAUAAGAUAUCACCAACAUUUCCAUAACUCUUUGUGAAUUGAUUCUUUACCUGCUUUUGCAUGUCUUUCCAUACAUUUUUAAAUCUCCUCCUAUAUUUAAUAAGUUUAGAUCCACCAUGUCAGUUUUCUACACCAAUUGCGAAAUGCACACUUUCAGUUGUAUCACCAUGCAGUACCUAUUUAACUGUUACUGUGUGAUAACUUGGUGUGAUACCAGUAUAUUUUUCUUCAGGACAAUUUUUGGCAACAGAAGGCUAUACAUUUUACAGAAGAUAAAAAUAGAUUUCAUGACAGAUCCGUCCUUGACCUCAUGACCUUUUUCAUAGGAUGAAGUAGUUUGUUUAUAGUUGAAACUAUACAUUUCUAUUGUAUGUGAGACAACGAAUUAGAUCUCAAGGUUCAUCAUUCCUCUUUUUACUAAAUUAAUAACUACAAUUUAGUA
This is a messenger RNA of Magallana angulata, 6458 nucleotides long. RefSeq lists its product as uncharacterized. Gene Ontology annotation, cellular component: Golgi apparatus. Gene Ontology annotation, molecular function: protein binding. The coding region runs from base 164 to 2449 and encodes 761 amino acids. The transcript has 11 exons. Lineage: Eukaryota; Metazoa; Mollusca; Bivalvia; Ostreida; Ostreidae. The record is from RefSeq and is a predicted model, not a curated record.